AUGUACUCCCAUAAUUCUUCACGCCCUCCUUUACCAAAAAAUGGAUGCGCUAAAAUCAACCCCUCAACUCUUGCUGAUUUAUAUCCCGAAGACUUCUCAAGUAACGAUUAUUUAUAUCUUGAGUCUCAACUUCGAAAUUAUAUUUAUAAUGUGCAACGCGAUCCUCAAUUUUCAGAAGUUGGAGAUUUAGGAAGUCUUGCUCAACAAAUGGUUAAAACUGGUAAAAAUACAGUUUUUCCAUUGGUUUAUCGUCUAAUCCAAUUGGCAUUAGUUCUACUAGUUGCGACUGCUUCUGUUGAAAGAGUAUUUUCUGCAAUGAAUAUUGUCAAGACUGAUUUGCGCAACAAAAUGGGAGACGAGUGGAUGAAUGACUGUCUGGUUGUAUACAUCGAGAAGGAUAUUUUUGCAACAAUUGAAAAUGAGCAAAUAUUGCAGCGUUUUCAACGGAUGAAGACUCGCAGAAUGCAAUUGCCUCCUCUUCGUUAUUCGAGUGCAACAACUACCAAUACUUCAAGUGUUAAUCAAUAA
Coffea arabica (coffee) is the source of this 528-nucleotide messenger RNA. NCBI's taxonomy places the organism in Eukaryota, Viridiplantae, Streptophyta, Magnoliopsida, Gentianales, Rubiaceae. The record is from RefSeq and is a predicted model, not a curated record.